CGGCGCCCGGCCGGAGGCUCCCCGUCGCUCCCUACCCGCGCUGCCGGCUGCCCCGGCUCCGUUUCUCGGCCUUUGAGCCGCUCGAGCUUCCGUGGACGCAGCGUUAGGGGACGUGCGCUGUUCUUAGCGAUCUUCUCACCUUUUUCGCAAUUGAUUUCCUCGGUCUGUUACUGAAUGGUGCAGAGGUGUGUGCGGAGUUGAAGCUAUGUUAGGUAUUGAUGAUAUGCAGAGCUUUAAUAUUUUAAAAUACAGGGCUUAUCUCUUAAAAUAGGACUCAGCCCCAUCAAUUUAGUUUUACGUCGUCAUGCUUACGUUUGUUUUGUGCUUUAGAGGAACCUUCUGGUGCUCCCUUAUUGGAAUGGAGAUUUCUUCCCACCAGUUUCAGCUCCUGGAGCAGCUGAAUGAACAACGGAAGCAGGACUUGUUCUGCGACUGCAGCAUCCUGGUGGAGGGGAAGGUGUUCAAAGCACACCGAAAUGUGCUGUUUGCCAGCAGCGGCUACUUCAAGAUGCUCCUUUCGCAGAGCUCCAAGGACACCAGCCAGCCCACUGUAGCCACCUUCGAGGUCUUCUCUCCAGAGACGUUUAUGGUUAUCCUGGACUUUGUGUACUCAGGAGUAUUGCCCCUAACGGGUCAAAACGUGAUAGAGGUCAUGUCGGCAGCCAGCUACCUGCAGAUGACAGACAUCCUUAAUGUCUGUAAGACGUUCAUUAAGUCGUCUCUGGAUAUUAAUGAGAAGGAGAAGGAUCACUACCUGGGCCUCUCAGCCAAAAGCACAAACGGUGAACCUGCUCACGCAUCGCUUUAUCGCUCAAGGAGGAAAGCAAAGAGCAACCCGAGGCGCUCCUAUUCCAUUCCAGAUGAAAAGGCAGACGUGGUGAAUGAGAAUUCCUGGAGCAGUUACAGCACUUAUCUGUCCUCACAGGUGAUCCUUCAGCGGGCGGAAACGCAGCUCUCAAAGAGGGGCAGAAAGCAGGGCUCGGCCAGGAAGCGGCGGAAGCACUUGGGGCUGUCACAGACACGAGAAUUUGUGCAGGGCAGAGCGAGUAAAGCUGAGCGGGCUGAGGGCUGUAACACAUCAGAUUGCAGCCACGACUCCCGAGCUAAAGAGGAGGCUGAAUUUGAUGCCGAGAAUGACGUUGAUCGCGCCGAUGAUGGAUAUGAUCAGGAAUCAGAAGUGACCCCCAAGAGGUGGGCUGUUGCUCAGCUGGAAGAGCUGUCACAAACUUCUGAGUUCAUGGAAUUAAAAGCAGAAGAACUGUACAGCUCAGUGCCCACAGUUUUAGGUGUUAUGAGUAGUUGGAAUGAAGAUGCCCUGCCUCGCCUGCGGUUCAAAUGCCCCUUCUGCACGCACACGGUGAAGCGCCGCGCCGACCUGAAGCGCCACCUGCGGUGCCACACCGGCGAGCGGCCGUACCCAUGUGAGGCGUGCGGGAAGAGGUUCACCCGGCUGGAGCACCUGCGGAACCACUUCCAAACGAUACAUCAAGCCGGCAAACUCAUCUGCAGGAAGUGCAAGCGCCAGGUGAGCGAGCAGACGGGCUGCGUUGUGCAGCAGGGAACGCGGCGCUACAGGCUGUGCCACAAAUGUGUGACAGGGACCAGCGCCGAGGGCAGCCCUGAAGGAGCGGGCGCAGAACGCGGCCCUGCCAGCGCCGGGGGGAGCAAACAUUCCAGGUGGGCUUUGGAGGAGGAUCAGAGGUCGGAUGGUGACGCAGUGGAGGAGGAGCCGUAUGAUCUGGUUGUGCGCCGUGGUGCCGAUGGCGCUGCAGGCGAGGCGGAUGAAAAGGUGAAACCAAAUCUUAGGUAGAUAAUUUGUAUAUUCGUUACUGUAUAUUCAAGAUUAAAUUGCCCGUGUUACACCGGCUAAUUCUAGUUUGUUAGUUUCAUUAAUAUUAAAUGCUGCUAAAAUUGUGCUGCAGGAAGCAAAAUGUGGACUCCAAACACGUUGGUUUGUGCUUGUGAACACCCAGCAGCUCCUGAACAUCACCCAGCAGUCACCUACUGCCUGCAAACUGCUUAGAAGAAUUGCUUUGCUUUUUGACCAGGCUUUACUCAGAGCUGUUCAUAAUGAAAAUAUAAACCUUUCUACAAGGAAGGUGCUACAGUAUACAAUUAAAAACAAAUGAGCACACAGCUAUGGAUAAUUUGCUUUUGGAAAGUCCUACAAAAGCAAGCAUCUAAGAAGUGUAAAACAUAUUUGUUGGCAGUGUAAUUAACACAUAUAUACACUUACGAAGUUUUGUAAGAAAGGAGUGAGAAAAUCGGAAUCCUCCCCGCUCCGCUCUCGUUUUAAAGGGCUGACAGAAGGAACAGCCGCCCCCACCUCAGGCUUCGUGGAAGGCAGCCACA
Messenger RNA from Tympanuchus pallidicinctus (lesser prairie-chicken), 2352 nucleotides. Its product is annotated as zinc finger and BTB domain-containing protein 8A-like. The transcript has 3 exons. The coding region runs from base 305 to 1810 and encodes 501 amino acids. The record is from RefSeq and is a predicted model, not a curated record. Gene Ontology annotation, molecular function: protein binding; DNA-binding transcription factor activity, RNA polymerase II-specific; RNA polymerase II cis-regulatory region sequence-specific DNA binding. NCBI's taxonomy places the organism in Eukaryota, Metazoa, Chordata, Aves, Galliformes, Phasianidae. Gene Ontology annotation, biological process: regulation of transcription by RNA polymerase II.